Pseudonaja textilis is the source of this 1837-nucleotide messenger RNA. Lineage: Eukaryota; Metazoa; Chordata; Lepidosauria; Squamata; Elapidae. The record is from RefSeq and is a predicted model, not a curated record.
CCUCUCUCGGCUUCGCUGCCCUUCCGCGUCCUCCGGGCUGCCUUUCUCGAGCUCCUGGGCAUGGGCUGAGCGCCAAAGCCGGCCCGUUCCGGCUUCGGGAGGCUGGAGACCAGCUGAGCGAGACCCGGGCAAGCUCUGGCCCCGGCUGGCUUGCCUUGCCGGGUCCCAACGCAGCGGGGCAGGUGCAGCCUCCUGUCAGGCACCCAAACUGCCAGCUGAUCCGCGGCGGCAGCAGCAGCUUCCUGCUAAAGAAGAGGGAAAAGUUGGCGAGUCCUCCUUUGCAACAAACCCCGAUUUGGUGGCUCGGCUUGGACAAGCAGCUGUCCUCCUUUCCUGCCUGCUUUCUAUCCAGAGGUGCCCAAGCCAGCUGGCCGGCUCCGGAUCUCCCCCCACCCCCCCCGGGGCUUGUGGGAAUCUUCUAGCAUCCUGGCCAGAGAGGAGUUCUGAUCUAGAACAUGGCUUGUUCCUGGUGGCCUCCAGCCUUCCCCCAAAAGAGAAUUUGAGUCCUCGAUUCCGGCACCUUCACAUGAACCAUGGAGGUGAUGGACGUCCCGGUGGGAAACCUCAUUGACUUCGACUCUGAACUGUCUACCACGGACACCUCUGAAUCGGUCCCCACCGGCCCCUCGACCGCCAACGGCCACGCAGGGCUGGAUCGCCGCGAGGCGGGCCCUGCGGCCGAGGAGAGCGAUGCCACCGAGUCAGCCGACAGCGAGAACGACACGACCGACUCGCCCACCCACCCGAGCUGGAAUAACCACCGGCGCUCUUCCUCGGAGUCCUACUCGUCCAACCAGAGCACGGAGUCCACUCGGGGGGAAGCGCUGGCCGAACAGCGGGAAUUUGUGCGCCAAUACGUGGAGAAGAUCUUCACCGGUGGAGAGGAGUUUGACCAAGAGGAGCAAGCCAGAUUCGGGGAGCUGUGCAGUGGCGAGAACACGAAAGGCAGAGAGUGGUUCGCCAGAUACGUCAGCGCCCAGCGCUGCAAUUCCAAGUGUGUUUCUGAGCAGACUUUCUAUCGCCUGGUGCAGUCCUUUGCUGUUGUGCUGUUUGAAUGCUACCAGAUGGAUGACUUCAGCCCUGCCAAAAACCUGAUGACCAUGUGCUUUACUUACUACUACAUCGGGAAGCCCCAAACUCUCCCCCCAGAGUGCAAGGAGAAAGCCGCGGGAAGCAUUGAUUCCUACCUGAAAUCCGCCAACAGCUGGCUGGCCGAGAAGAAGGACAUUGCGGAACGGCUGCUGAAAAACACCUCGGCCAAGACGGAGAACAUGAAAGGGUUUUUCGGGAGCUUUGAAAGCAAACUGAGGGGUCCCAGCGGGACCAGGAAGAGCGAGGAUGGCGAAGAGAAGCCCAGGGAGAGAAUGCAGAAAUCAGUUUCCCUCUACAGUCCCGAGGAGGAGGAAGAAAGAAACGGGGAGAAGAUCUACCUGUACAUGCACCUCAAGCAACAGCCCAUCUGGCACACUCUGAGGUUCUGGAACGCGGCUUUCUUUGAUGCCGUCCACUGCGAGAGGCGGAAACGGUCUCCCACCACCAGGGAGAAGUGGUGCCACAUGACCCAAGAAGAACGGAACGAUAGCCUCCGUUUUAAUGAGAAUAUCACCUUUGGACAGUUGGGGCUCCCCAAUGCAGUGUGUCAUUUGCCUUGCACUUUCUCAGAAGGUCUAUGCUGGCCUUCUACUUCUUUCUGGACUUCUGAAGGUCUAGACUUGUCUUCUGGGAAUCCCAAUAAUGGGAAUUGGACGUAUCUGGAGAAGCUUCUUCUGGAUCACCAGAAAUGAGCAGCAAAUGGCUUGAAUCACCUCUUCUAAUAAAAGUCAAAUCAGCCAUAUCU